CACAGUAGCACGACAUUCACAGUUCUUAUUGUGCCACUCGUCGAACAUUGUCGCGGCCAUACCUUUCCCUAACACGAUAAUUGGUGAAGAGAAAGUGCCCGGCCCGCCUGUCAAAGUAGGCUAACCGGAUCAGCAAAUCUGGUUCCCUGCACCCUCCACAGAUGCACAGACACAGAGGUCACUCUCAAGUUGAAUCUGCUGAGAAAGUCUAAAACUUAGUUCAUUUUGUUCUGAGAAUCAAAAUUUUUGUCACUAUUUGUGUUAUUUAAACUGAAACAACAUGGUCCAGACAAGAUCUUCAACUCGAGUCUUGAAUGAUGAUAUACUUCUUUUGAAUGGGGCUUCUAUUACAACAAUCAAGAAAACAAUCCCAGCUGAUUUCCUUGAAAAGAGUGAGAAAUCAUUGCUGAUGGAGGAAAAAAAACCUUCAACUGGAAAGGGCCUCACAAAGAGGUCCGUUUCUGCUAACAAUCAUAAUUGUAAUGAAAUUGUGAAUGGGAACUCCAAAGUAAAUGAAGCCUUAAGCAAGAAUGGUGGAGACAAAGAGAAAGAUCAAACUGAAAAAACUCAUCCAAUGGUGUAUGUUGUGUUUUUCUCCCUUCUCUUGGAUCUUUUAGCAUUUACAAUGAUCUUACCUCUUUUCCCCUCAUUGCUUGACCACUACCAUAAAAAUGAUGGGCCAGAUGGUCUUUACCAAGGGAUUCUUAGAAUUGUCAAGUACUUCCAAACUUUUGUUGGUGCUCCUGACCAGUUUAACUCUGUCCUCUUUGGUGGUUUUCUUGGAUCAAUGUUCAGCUAUUUGCAGUUUGUUGCCUCCCCUGUUGUCGGAGGUUUGUCUGACGUCUAUGGGCGUAGAAGAGUGCUUCUCACGUGUUUGGUUGGUAUUGCCUUUUCAUAUGCAUUAUGGGCAGUGUCUCAUAGCUUCAUCCUCUUUGUCAUGGCUCGUUUCAUUGGAGGACUAAGUAAGGGAAAUGUAUCUCUCUCAAUGUCUAUCAUGGCAGAUGUGUCAAGCAACAAAGCUCGUGGGGUAGGAAUGGCCCUUGUAGGUAUUGCUUUCUCAAUUGGGUUCAUCGUUGGACCUGUUAUUGGAGCUCUAUUUGCUAAAUGGGCUCAAGCGCAAACAGGAGCUUGGUUUGUGUGGCCUGCUACUUUUGCUCUCUCUUUAGCAAUUGCAGAUAUUCUCUUUGUUACUGCUUGUUUUAAGGAAACUUUGCCAAAGGAGAAACGUGCUAAAUCUGUAGCAAAUAGUUUGUCCCAAGCUGCCUCCUAUAUUUAUGUUUUGGAUCUGUUUCGGUUUACUGCAGUGAAAGACCUUCCCAGCUCUGAUCUGAAGGAACUCCAGCGUCUUGGAGUGGUGUAUUUCAUGUACUUAUUCCUCUACUCUGGUUUAGAGUUCACUUUAACUUUCCUCACUCACCACAAAUUUUCAUACACAAAAAUGCAGCAGGGUUGGAUGUUUUUUGCCAUUGGUUUAACUAUGGCUGUUCUUCAAGGAUCAUUUGUGAGGCGUGUACCACCAUCACGAACAAAGUCUACAGCAGUCCUUGGUCUGCUUUUGAUAAUACCUUCUUUCAUCUGUGUUGGCUUAGCUUCUACUCCAGUCCUUCUUUAUGUUGGAUUAUUCCUGUUUGCUGUUUCUACAGCAAUGGUUGUUCCCUGCAUGACCACUCUGGUAUCAAGACUUGGUGCAGACCAUCAAAAAGGAACAGUUAUGGGCAUUUUUCGAUCACUUGGGGCACUAGCUCGAGCUUCUGGGCCCAUUGUGGCUUCUGUCGCAUAUUGGAGUGUUGGGUCUUCUACAACUUACUUGGUGGGAGGAAUUCUUUUGGUUGUGCCAUGGAUUAUGCUUAAGAGAAGCAUUCUUGAGUGAAGGAGUUUAUUCCAAACCUUUUCAGUUUUCAAUAUGGUAUAUACGUACAUCAAACAAAAUAUGUAGUGUUAGAUAUUGUGGCCACUUGUACUUGUAUCCAUAAGUGUUAUUUUAUUCAGCUUUAUUGUUACUAUUCUGUUCCAAUUCCUGCAUUUAUGUAUUAUACCCAGCUUCAUAAACAGUACAUACACUGAUGCUAUCUUUUCAAAUAGGUAGAGAGUUUAUAUUUGUAUUGCCUAGACAAAUUUGUAAAAGACUCAAUUUGGGGGACUUUACCCUAUUUUUAUAUCAUUAGCUUCUGACUGGUACCUGAUGGUUACUUUUUUGUGUCUUGAGCCCUUUACUAAGAUUUUAUGGAAGAUUGUUUUGACGAGGACUUUUACGUUCUUUCCUCUUUCUGUUGAAUCAUAUUUGACUCUCAUAUUUGUAAGCUAGAAUUUUUAGUAUUCAUAUGACCUUGCUUGUGGUAUGGUUAAAAAUCCCUAUCAAUAUCUUUGUACAUAUGGUAUUAGAGUUUUUGAUGACCGAGGCAGUAUCAAAAACCCUACAAAGGUACAUUCCCAUUUAAAUAAUGAGGCACUUUGCUAUCCGUCCAUUUAAAAUGCAAAUCGCCCAUAUUGUUAUUUGCUCUUGAGAAAUGGGUGGUACCAUUGUGAUAAGUAGAGGGAAAUAGACUGUCCUGUGAUUUUUGUAUUGUUAGACUUUUAUACUAAUACUCUGCUUUUGCUGCAAAACCAAAUAUCAUUUUAAAAUUUUCCGAUACCAUUGGUAUUUAGCUAAGAAUUUUCAAAAAAGUCCAUGUGGACUGUCUGUGUCAAAAUUUCUUUGCUCUUAGAUAGUCUCGGAGCUUCAAUUUCCAAAACUCAUAAAACAUACUAUGACCUUCCCUUUUUUUAAAUUGGAACUUUUGUAUCGUGCCAUUAUUUCAACAUUGAUGCAACCCACACAAUGAAAUUUUCUAUCUAUCUUAAUUUAUUGUUUUUUGAAGAAUCCUUUUAUUUGAUUUUGUUCUUACACAGAUAUAAGUUGUAUCCUUUGUUAAAUUUCUCGUACCCUUUGCAUUCUUACUAUGAAUUCUUAAAUUUAAGACUGUGGGCUUGUAUAAAUUAAAGAGGAUGCAGCAUAUACUUGUGUGAGUUAUAUUACAUACAUUCUAUAUUUUAUAUUUAUUUAUAGUGGCAAUUUUACAUUUGUGUAUGGAGAUUUAAUGAACAUAUUGCAUUAGUGGCAAACUAACUUGUCUUCAGUAAUAAACAAAUUAUGUAUAACACA
This is a messenger RNA of Frankliniella occidentalis (western flower thrips), 3142 nucleotides long. RefSeq names its product major facilitator superfamily domain-containing protein 10 (gene rtet). Gene Ontology annotation, molecular function: transmembrane transporter activity. The transcript is spliced from 11 exons. NCBI's taxonomy places the organism in Eukaryota, Metazoa, Arthropoda, Insecta, Thysanoptera, Thripidae. The record is from RefSeq and is a predicted model, not a curated record. Gene Ontology annotation, biological process: transmembrane transport. The coding region runs from base 281 to 1870 and encodes 529 amino acids. Gene Ontology annotation, cellular component: brush border membrane.